Microcebus murinus (gray mouse lemur) is the source of this 2036-nucleotide messenger RNA. It is a transcript of the gene TLX2, whose product is annotated as T cell leukemia homeobox 2. NCBI's taxonomy places the organism in Eukaryota, Metazoa, Chordata, Mammalia, Primates, Cheirogaleidae. Gene Ontology annotation, biological process: regulation of transcription by RNA polymerase II; animal organ development. Gene Ontology annotation, molecular function: RNA polymerase II cis-regulatory region sequence-specific DNA binding; DNA-binding transcription factor activity, RNA polymerase II-specific. The record is from RefSeq and is a predicted model, not a curated record. Gene Ontology annotation, cellular component: nucleus.
GCCCCGCCUUGGCCAGCCCAUCAGGCCCCUGAGUCUGCCGUCUAGAGCGCGCCACCGCCGGGCUCCUGGUGCUACCCAAGGCAUCUCCCAAACCGCCAAAUCUCCUGAGGUUCUCCCUGGCCCAAACCCAUGGAGCCAGCAAUGCUGGCUCCCCACAACCUCCCACACCACGAGCCAAUCAGCUUCGGCAUCGAUCAGAUCCUGAGCGGCCCCGAACCCCCCGGGGGCGGCCUAGGCCCGGGUCGUGCGGGCCAGGGCCAUGGGGAGAGUGCGGCGUACUCUGGUGGAUUCCACGGAACCUCAGGCUACGGACCCGCUGGCUCACUGGCUCCGCUACCCGGCAGCUCUGGAGUGGGCCCGGGCGGCGUGAUCCGCGUCCCUGCGCAUCGCCCGCUGCCUGUGCCACCACCCACGGGAGGUGCGCCGGCAGUGCCUGGGCCCUCGGGUUUGGGCGGCGCCGGGGGCCUAGCUGGACUCACCUUCCCCUGGAUGGACAGCGGCCGCCGCUUUGCCAAGGACCGGCUCACGGCUGCGCUCUCACCCUUCUCCGGGACGCGCCGCAUAGGCCACCCCUACCAAAACCGGACGCCCCCGAAGCGGAAGAAGCCGCGCACGUCCUUCUCCCGCUCGCAGGUGCUGGAGCUAGAGCGGCGCUUCUUGCGCCAGAAGUACCUGGCCUCGGCAGAGAGGGCGGCGCUGGCCAAGGCCUUGCGAAUGACCGACGCACAGGUCAAGACGUGGUUCCAGAAUCGACGCACCAAGUGGCGGCGCCAGACGGCGGAGGAGCGGGAGGCAGAGAGGCAUCGCGCGGGCCGGCUGCUCCUGCACCUGCAGCAGGACGCGCUACCGCGGCCCCUGAGGCCGCCGCUGCCCCCGGACCCGCUCUGCCUGCACAACUCGUCCCUUUUCGCGCUGCAGAACCUGCAGCCCUGGGCCGAAGACAACAAGGUGGCUUCCGUGUCCGGGCUAGCCUCGGUGGUGUGAGCGACGCCUGCUCAAUCCGCCAGGCGCUCUUUUCAGGACGGAUGCGCAGCUUGGAACGCUGAGCCCCGAGCGGUGGAGCGCGCGGCUCCCGGCGCCCAUGGUCCUGUGGCGCCCCAGCGUGUGAGGAGCAGCAAGCCCUUGAGGCUAUCGUCGAGGGCUCCGCGGCCCCCGGCGGGCUCCCAGGCCGGCGUAGCGCAGAUGCCAGGCGCGCUCAGACAUUGCCUUUCCCGCCAUUUCCCGCUUCACAGCUGGCACCUGAGGCGCCGAGAAGGCGGGACUUGCAGCACAGUAGCCAAUGAAAUACGGGAAGGGGGACGGGCUGGCCAAUGGGAGCUGCCCUCCUGAGGGACUCUGGAUUCUUGGAGGGUAGGUUGGGAGCUGGGUUCUGCGGGCACCAGCUGCGUUCCGACCCGAGCUGGGAAGGGCGGCUGCAGCCGGUGCUGGUUGGGUCUGUACGAGGUUUCGUGAAGGAAGGAAAACGCCAACGACGGCGGAGUAAUGGAGGAGGUGCUGGAGCUCAACAGUCUGGCUGAUUGUGACAGGAACCAGAGGGUUGUCCACGCUGGGCAUCUCAUCCCUCAACUGUAAAAUAAUCGCUAAGGAUUCCUUCCUGCCUUUGAGCCUCAUGUUGUCGCAUGCGCUCAGCCUGCUGGCUAUGUCCUCCCUCUUGAGCCUCACAAUACGCCUGGGUGGUAGGCGAGACAGACACUUAUCCACCCAACUAAACAGAAAAUCUAGGAAGAAAAUCUGGCUCUGGUGUCGCACAGGGAGGGACAAAGGAGGGAGAGGAGGAAACAGUGUAUAAAGUUAAUGGGCACAGUAGAGUUAGGGUGAGCAGAAUUCAGCAAAUAAUUUGAAAGUGACAAGACUAAGAAUGACAGAUUCCAAGACUGGAAAUGUGGAGGAUCAGGAAAUCAAUGGUGCUGUGGAUGAUAAAGGGGAAAUUGGAAAGAUUGGAGCAAGAUUAACUUUAUAGGCAAAACUAAAUGCUAGACCUAGAGAGAAUAAAUACUGGAAAACUGCCUUUGAGGGAGAUCAGUUGACAUUCACAU